Messenger RNA from Schistosoma spindalis, 2227 nucleotides. The record is from the annotation of a GenBank genome assembly. NCBI's taxonomy places the organism in Eukaryota, Metazoa, Platyhelminthes, Trematoda, Strigeidida, Schistosomatidae.
GAAGUUGAGUGUAUGUUACGGAUUCAAAAUAUCAUGCUUGGACUUCUAGUGGCAUUUACCGAAUCUUCUUAAUUUAGCCUCUGUUAUCGCUGACUUAUUUCAACGUUUUUCAUCAAUCAAAUUAAUUUCGUUUUGUAUACUAACUGAACGGUUGUUCAUCUUGUCUUUCUCUACAGCCAUAUUGACUCAGUAAACACUGUACUCUCCUCCAACACUCAAUAUAAUCUCAGGAUAAAUGCAAACCGCUACGACAUGUUGGUUUCUAAUGUGAAUGGUGAAAAGACUAGAAGAAAGCAGUGAAAUCGUUGACAGAUAUUAUGAAGACCCAGCACCUGAAAUAUACCGUCUGAACAUCAAAAAGCCCUUAAAUCACAGUUUUCUGACUUUUGGAAAUUCAUCGUCCCUUUCCAUUUACUCCAGCAGCGGUAACAAUGGGGUUAUCGUUAAGAAAAACGUUUCGCUACGGAAGAACUCUCCACAGCGCUCGAAGCUCUGUAUAAUUUUAUAAUAUGCAUAAAUUACUUGAAAAAGUGAAUAUAUGUGGCUCCUGGUGCAACGUGUCUUACGCCUUAGAAGGAAAGUCACCGCCUGCCCGUGUUGGUCAUUCAACUCAUGCUGUACGAAUGAAAUGUGGAAACACUGGCAACCGACCAUUGAUUAUGAUGAUCGGGGGUGCAGAUGCUUCCGGAGUAUUUAAUGAAGCCUACAUUCUGGAUAUAAUAUCAUUUAUGUGGUACGCUGUUGAUUUGGAACAGACAAUUGAUUUUCCAGGUUUGGGAAGAUAUGAACAUAGCAGUGCAAUUUUAAACAAUCAGGAAUUAUUAAUAUUUGGUGGUGCAACGAAAACAGAUCCUUUGAGUCAAAUACUCCGUCUACAAAUUCAUUGUCUAUCAACGCCAGAAAACCCAUCAAUUUAUGAAAAGGCCGAAAUCACUGCAAGUUUAACUCAAGAUCGCAUUCAUACUAAUAUUCAACAAUUCAUCUAUCAUCCUCGCACACAACACUCUUCUGUUUCACUAACUGAAUAUAAUCAACUCAUAGUAUUUUCUGGUGGGAAUGUUGGUAGUCAGCCAGUGUCAGAUGAUAAAGUUUAUAUGUAUGAUAGUGAAAUAAAUUCAUGGAAUAUUAUACCAGUGGAAGGUUUACCACCUUGUUCACGAUUAGGUCAUUUAAUACUAUAUGAGUUUCCUUAUGAAUUAACAAAUUCAAAUUAUGAACGUAUCCCAAAAGGUAAAAUGUAUAUACAUGGUGGAAUGGUCAAUGAAAAACUACUUGAUGAUAUUUAUGCAUUAAAUUUUACUAAUCAAGCUGAUAAUAAUUUACACUUUAAAGGUAUAUGGAAUAAACUAUAUCCGACUGAUAAAUUAUCAUCACUCACUAUUAGUCAUGAUAAUGCGGAAAAUGAAUGUGAAUAUUUGGACCCAAAAGGUAUUGAACUUACACAAACUCCAUCUCCAAGUCCACGUGCUGCUCAUGGUGGAACAAUUUUAACAAAUAAAAUUUAUGGACAGGAUACCAGUAAAAUAUUAAUAUUUGGUGGAUUGUCAUUAAAUGGAGCGUUGAAUGAUAUGUUUUGUUUUGAUACAAGUACUAGACAAUGGACUGAAAUUAAAUAUGGGACUUCUGUAUUACCGAGUCCACGUCUAGACUUUGCUUAUUGCACAUUUUCAUUAAUCGUUAAGAAGGAUACAAAAGAAAAUUCAUCAAUGGAAAUUAUAUUUAAAUCACCAAAAGAUAAUCAAUAUCACGAUGAUAUUGUUAAUACUGAUGAGUAUAAAGAUAACAAUGAUAAAGAUCAAUACUGUCAAGAGUAUUUAUUUAUUCACGGCGGCAUGGAUAGUCAUGGUGCUGUGUUUGAUGAUUCUUAUCUUAUUCUACUAAGUGAAUAUCAACUUUCUAAUCCACUAAAUGCUCAAACAAUUAUCCACCCAAGUUCUUCACAUGGAAAAUGUUAAUUUUUGUUUGAAGUAAAUAAAAUAAUAAUCUGUAAUACACUAUAAUCCCCUCAGUGCAUGAAAUUCUGAAUGUCUAUAUGUAUUUCUGCACAACGUCGGAAUAAUUAAAACCUUAUAAAUCUUUCGUUUUAUGGUUUUUUUAAACUUAAGACAAGUGGAAGUUUCUGUCGACUAGGACGUAAUUCUAACUGGAUAUUCUGUUCUAAAUAUGGAACUCAUUUUUUACCGUUCACCUUUUUAUUUAAAUAAAAUUAUUAAUUAUUCUCCUCUUA